Messenger RNA from Oryzias latipes (Japanese medaka), 2225 nucleotides. RefSeq names its product dynein axonemal assembly factor 3 like (gene dnaaf3l). Gene Ontology annotation, biological process: axonemal dynein complex assembly; motile cilium assembly. The record is from RefSeq and is a predicted model, not a curated record. Lineage: Eukaryota; Metazoa; Chordata; Actinopteri; Beloniformes; Adrianichthyidae.
CGGUUGCUGAGCAACAAAGACAAACUCUUUCUCCGGACGGUGAUAAAACUUCUCUCAGCAGAGUCCAGGAAAGACUUCGAGGGCUUUUUUGUUAGUUUGUUUGUUUGUUUUUCCUUCUGUGACAUCGAGGAAUGAGUUCCGGACGGAGGUCUGAGGGGGCGGGGUGCAUUACCUGGUGGGGGUUCAGUCCUGCACUCGACCUGCUUAGUUUGGGUCCUGAAGGAUCUGAGGAAGAAAUCAAAGUUUUACUGGUUGGCAGCGGAGAUCCAAGACAUAUUUUGAAGACUAUCGCUGGUUUGCAGGAAAAACGUCUUCAUGUAUAUGUGAUAGAAACCCACAUGGAGUUGGUAGCUAGGCAACUGCUGCUGCUCUACAUAGCUCUAAUUCCUCAAGAAAUUAUGGGAAUCAGUGAGAAGACAGAAGUUUUCCUUGAGGUGUUUGGGAACAGUGAAAUCCGAAGUCAGACAGAGGAAAUUGUGCGACAAGCAGCAUCACAGCUCCAUCUGUUUGUUACUGAGACAAUAGAGACAAGCCCACACGACUGCCUCAACACAACUUAUCUAAAGUUUAAGGAAAGAGAUGAACUAGCCAAAAUAUUGAAGUCAUGGACCCGGCCAUCCUCACCUCAGCAUCCAGCUCCCAUCUCGAUGUCCAAAGCCUGGGAUUACCGAGUUAGGCAGCAUCUGGGCACACGCUACGACUCCCCCGAAGGCUGCUUUGACUGGGACCUUAACAUGAAGCUUCACAAGAAAGGGUGUGGUGUCAUAAACAAACAGCAGUAUGAACAAUGGAGGAAGCGGGGACUGGCGUUUGAAAUGAGGGAAGGCAUCUACCAAAUACCCAACCCAACUUUGCUCUCAUCAAGAGUGCUCAGUCGAACAGGAGACUCAGUGGCGUACAGAGGCUACUGGGGAGACAUCGUUUCCAGCCCUUAUCUCUCAUUUGGAGUUGAAACUGAUGACAAGAGCCUGCUGAAGACGCAAAAUGGGAAGCACAUCAAGACGGCGCAGGACAUUUCUUUUGCAAACGUGCAGGGAUUGUUCCAGACUUUGUCCAGUAGACGGAGCUGUCCUGCUACCUCUGAGCCAGAGAAGGAAACAGAGAAGCCAUCCAUGCAGCCUGACCUGAAAUCUUUGAGGAUUAAAGAUUUGAUGCACCUGACUGGGGUCUCCUUGACAAUCCUUCCACUGGAAUCAGUUCACAAACUCCCAGACAAGCAGAAAUACUCUAAUUUCUUUAAUUUCAUGUACUUUUCUGUUAGCUGCGUGCACCAGUUAGGCCCCAUGAUGGGACAGAUUGCAGCACCAGACGCUGUCCUCGUCGUGGAGUUAGCCAAGUACAUUCUGGAUCUAAGCAAAGAGCAGGAAGCAGGCGUUGCAAAGAAAGCGGCGAGCUUGGCUCUCGAGGCUGGGUUUGAAGCAAGGCAUGAUGGGAGCAUCGACGACGUCCAUGCAGUUUUUGUGCAACAGAAAGAGUGUUUUUGAUUUCUACUAAUCCACUGCAAGCAAUUCAUUUACAAGACACAAAAACAAGUUAAGAUGGCAAACUUUGAGGUUUUAGUUUUCUUUUCAUUAAAACAGAACAAAAAACGUUAACUCUUUAUUUCAUUCAGGCCUUUAUUUUAACAGCUACAAAUGCAAAUCAAAUAAAUAUGUGCCUGUAUAUUUCACACAAAGAUCUGAUGAAUUGUUUUAUGUCUCAGCAUAAACACUAGAGUGGGGCUGAAAUCAAAAAACAGAAUAUUUUCCUUGUUGCUUGUGCUUCUGCUAUAUGUGCACAUUUGUCACUUCCAGCGUCCUCCAACCUUCCCUUUCCCAUGGCCCUUUUUGCUGCAGUGCAAAAGAGAAGAUUCAAAGCAGAUAGCAAACGUUCAUUCAAAAAAAGAAGCAAUUCACAUUUUUAGACACUUCAUUUACUAUUCAAUUUGUGGAGUGCUCUGUUGACAUAAGCAGAACAUUUGCAUGUCCUGUUUGCAUUCAUAACCUGUGACACUGAUGUGUGAAAUGGUUUUCUACGCACAGAACAUCACCUUUACAACAUUCUGCUUUUUUGUGUGUAAACCACAGAUGCUUCUAUGCUUGGUUUGAAACCAAACCAUAUGUGACACCAUUGAACCGAAUAUGUUUGUGUUGAAAGUGAGAAGUAUUUAUUAUGUAUUGUUUUUCUUUUUUGUACAGUAAGCCACACUGCAAAAACAGCCCUGCCAAUAAAUAAGUAAAACAUUC